Molecule: messenger RNA, 799 nt
Organism: Camponotus floridanus (Florida carpenter ant)
Lineage: Eukaryota; Metazoa; Arthropoda; Insecta; Hymenoptera; Formicidae
Product: splicing regulatory glutamine/lysine-rich protein 1
Exons: 4
Coding region: 245-799 (184 amino acids)
Source: RefSeq, a predicted model, not a curated record
AGCCGGCCGGGGACGCACAAGCGCAGUCGAGCAACGGAGUUGAACGUAGUGACCGGCGUUUCCUCUAGUGAAGUGUUCCGAGUUGAUUGCGAGUGAUCCCAAGGAACGACCUGACCUGUGCGCUCUAUCAUCUCUCUCUCGUGGGGAUUCGACGACUACAUUUCGAGCACGAACAGAAUUUAGCUGGACACCACCUGGUACCCAGAAGGCAGUGAGAUAAAGACAGGUGGCACGAGAAGAAAUCAUGGGCGCGAGACAGAGCAAGAGGUCCGUGGACAUAACGACGACGCCGAAGAAGGAGGGAAUACCCGUCGAGGGAGGCGUCGUCGGUGAUGCGGCCGCACCUGGCGACGGUAAGCUGGAAAGGAUCGAGGAGGCUGACACGAAACCCACCACUAACGGCAUAGCACCGCACACGGACACUGCCGAGGACAAAGAGAAGGACAAAGAUGAAGCUACCGAGAAGGACAAGGAGCAACAGCAGCCGCAGGAAGAAGAGGUAAAAGCCGAGGAGACGAAGCAAGAGUCGUCUGGAGAAUCUUCUGCGGAGGUUGCGGAGGUCACAACGCCCACAGAGGCCACCCCUGCCAGUCCGAACACUGCCACCUCUCCAGACAAUAAGGAAACCAAAAAGAAGGAUAAGAAGAAAAAGUGGUCCUUCAGGUCGAUCAGCUUUAGUAAGAAGGAUAAGACUAAGCCGAGUCGCGAGGAGGCGCCCAAGAAUGGAGAUGUCACCAAGGAGGAGCCGCUCGCAGAGGUGAGUCGAGAAUUCUGCAUUUGUGCGAUUAUUAGCGACUAG